Nannizzia gypsea CBS 118893 is the source of this 1620-nucleotide messenger RNA. RefSeq lists its product as hypothetical. The record is from RefSeq and is a predicted model, not a curated record. Gene Ontology annotation, cellular component: cytoplasm. The coding region runs from base 1 to 1620 and encodes 539 amino acids. The transcript is spliced from 2 exons. Gene Ontology annotation, molecular function: zinc ion binding; nucleic acid binding. NCBI's taxonomy places the organism in Eukaryota, Fungi, Ascomycota, Eurotiomycetes, Onygenales, Arthrodermataceae.
AUGGGUCAAGGUCAGUCCUCCCGCCAGGGUGCAGCAGAUGAACCGCACGAUGCUUUCGAGAGAGACUUUUACGCGAUCUUAGGGGUGGAACGGGAUGCCACAGCUGAAGAGAUCAAAAAAGCAUACCGGCGAAAGGCACUUGAGCUACACCCGGAUAAGAACUACGGAAAUGUUGAGGAGGCCACAGAACUCUUUGCGGAGGUGCAGUCGGCGUAUGAAAUACUUUCAGAUCCCCAGGAACGCGCCUGGUAUGACUCGCAUAAAGAUGCGGGCGGCAGCGGUGAUACGGGCGCGCAGGGGCCAGAAAACUCGCGAUUUACGGCGGCCGCUGAUGUCAUGUCGCUAAUCAUGAAGUUCAACCCUCGCAUGGAGUUUUCUGAUGCGCCCACGGGCUUUUUUGGAGGACUCAAUGAUACCUUCAGCCGGCUGGCUAGUGAAGAGCUCGUAGCCUGCCGGUGGGGGGACCUAGAGCCCAUCCACUACCCCUCUUUUGGCUGCAAAGACGAUCCCCCUGAUUCCAUACGCAAAUUCUACGCUGCCUGGAGCAGUUUCGCCACGAAAAAAUCCUACGCGUGGAAGGAUGUGUACAAGUACUCCGAGGCCCCUGACCGUCGUGUGCGACGGCUGAUGGAGAAAGAAAACAAGCGUCUGCGCGAAGACGGUAUCCGGGACUUCAACGAUGCGGUCCGGUCACUGGUUGCCUUUGUGCGGAAGCGAGACCCUCGAUACAAGGCUACGGUCCAGAGCGAAGCGGACCGUCAACGGAUCCUCCGUGACUCCGCGGCUGCCCAGGCUGCCCGUUCCCGACAGGCUAACGAGGCUAAGCUACGGGAAUUUACGCUCCCUGAGUGGGCUCAGACAGCGGAAGCUGAGGAGGAGGAUUUUUUCCCCAGCGAAUCCGAGUCUGAGCAGAACCACUUUGAGUGCGUGAUAUGUAACAAGAAUUUCAAGAGCGAGAAGCAGUUUGAAGCCCAUGAACGAAGCAAGAAGCACGUCAAGGCGCUUAAGCAACUGCAGCGUGAGAUGAAACUCGAGGACAAGCACCUCAACCUGGACACAGUGGAGCCCGGGGAGAUGGAGCCAAUGUCUGAUGCUGAUGGGCAUGAAUAUGAAGAUGAGCUGACGGGGCCUCAAACCCCAGUAUCAGAGCAGGAACUAGACGGGCCUGGACCUGCUGAUGAUUCAGACAGGAGUGUAUCCCAUGAACCACCAGAGGCUACCGCUGCCCAACCCGACCCACCAGGGGAUGAAGGUACAGACAGACUAGAAAGCGAUGAGAUUGACGAAGAAGAAAUCCGAAAACAUGUCCUGGGGGGUAGCCAAGACACAGAUUCUAUAACAGAUAAACUCACGUCCCUAUCCACCGGCCAGGCAAAAGGCCAGGACGAGGAAGAAGAAGAAGACAUCCUCCCAACCAAGAAGCCAGGCAAGGCCAAGCAGAAACGCGCCAAGAAGGCCGCUGCUGCCCAGGCGGCGGGAGCAGAGCAGUUUAUCUGCGCUGUGUGCCGAGAAUCUUUUACAUCCAGGAGUAAGCUGUUCACUCAUCUGAGAGAAGAAGGCCACGCUUCGGCUCCAGCGAGCCAGAAGCAGCAGCAAGCAUCGAAGAAGAAGAGAAAGUGA